GUCUUCCGGUCCAUCACAAAAAUACUUUCCGGCCGAAAUUCAUCCAAAGCUGAAACACAAACGAAUGGGAACUGUAUCAAUGGCGGUGGCCAGCGACGGCACGGAAGGUGGUGGCGUCAGUGGAUCUCAGUUCUUUAUCACGACCGGUGAAAGUUUGGAUUAUUUGGACGGAAAAUACACCGUGUUUGGUGAGGUGGCUGAGGGAUUCGACACUCUAGAUAAAAUAAACAAUGCCUAUUGCGAUGAGACCGGAAGACCUUACAAAGAUAUUAGAAUCAAGCACACCAUCAUACUUGACGAUCCAUUUCCCGAUCCUGAAGGUUUGGAGGUGCCGAGUGAAAGUCCGCGACCCACCGCGGAGAUGUUGGCAACUGUGCGGAUCGGUGAAGAUGAGAACAUUGAACCCGAGCUACCACCUGAAGCGAUGGAGAAAGUUCAACGCCAAAUGGAGGCACAAGCACAGGCUUUGACAUUGGAGAUGAUUGGUGACAUUCCCUUUGCCGAGGUGAAGCCUCCGGAAAAUGUCUUGUUUGUAUGUAAACUUAAUCCCAUUACCAAGGAUGAAGAUCUGGAAUUGAUAUUUUCAAGAUUUGGAUCCAUCAGCAGUUGCGAAGUUAUUCGAGAUAAGAUGACCGGUGAUUCUUUGUGUUAUGCCUUCAUCGAGUUCGACAACAAAGAGGACUGUGAGACUGCUUAUUUCAAAAUGAACAACGUCCUCAUAGAUGAUCGACGCAUCAAGGUUGAUUUUUCCCAAUCGGUUUCGAAGCUUCACAAGGAUUGGAUUGAUUCCAAGAUCAGAAAGCAAGGCGGGAAAGGUUAUGGUGGAUCCGAAAAUUUGGAGAAACGGACGAAAUAUCGCGGUGGGGAUGAUAUCCCGGUUGACAAAUAUGACCUUGUUUUUGAUCACACGGGUGAUUAUGAAAAUGAAAAGAAAAAACACAGCCGAGAGCAUAAAAGCUUUGAUCGUGAAAGGGAAAAGGAGGAUGAUGAUGGGAGAAACGGUAAAAAGGAUAGCAAAGGACGUAGGCGCGACGGUGAUUAUUCCGAGAGAGGUCACGCGCGAAAAAGGUCUAGAUCUUUGAGCCCAAGACGAGAUAGGGAUUACGAUCGAUAUGGCUCAAGGUAUGACAAGUAUGAUGGGCGCGAUAGAAAUCGUGGUAGGGAACACAAACGACACAGGUCCAGAUCAAGGUCUCAUUCAAGAGAUCGAAGAAGAAACAUUCGAAAACAUUAA
Acaulospora morrowiae is the source of this 1234-nucleotide messenger RNA. NCBI's taxonomy places the organism in Eukaryota, Fungi, Glomeromycota, Glomeromycetes, Diversisporales, Acaulosporaceae. The record is from the annotation of a GenBank genome assembly.